UCAGCAGUUUCCCUCUCGCUCUCUCUCUCUCUUUUUUUUUUUCCCUUUCCUUGGAUUAGCUUCUGGCUUGUGAGAUUUCCCCCCGCUUUUUUCUUUUUUUAUAAAAAUAUUUUAUUUAUUUAUUUUCUGGAAUAGGCGGAGUCGAACUUCCAAUGGAUUCUAGUUUUGUUUUGUUGUCUAACUUUGUAUUCUUGCUUGAAUUGUUGUUUUCCACUUUGGUUUUCUUCUUUCUGUUUGCGCUUGAAGCCGACUCUAAAGAGUCAAAUUCACUACAAUCUCCCCCAACUUGGAUCUUGUCUUUUAUCUUCAUCCAUAUUCUGAACUGCCAAUUUUAUGAGAAAAACACUGGAUAUCACUGAAACUAACAGAGGGAUGUGAUGUGAUACUCUCCAUUAUUAUGAUUUCUUCUGCAGCAAUUUUGCUCCUACAUGCUUUCAUUUUCCUCUUCUUUAUUUGGAAUUGGGUCCUCAGUUUUCAAGAGGUGUCCCCGCGCACUUCAGGCCGUCUCUCACACAGCAGUGGCCCCCUCAACGGAACUCAGAGUUGUGGCUCCUUAACGGACAGCCCCCCAGUCUCUCCCUCUGAAAUCGACGAUCUCAAGUUUUGCCGCUCCAACAACCCUGUUAAUACCCAGUACAGACCAGCCACCGCAGCCACCACUGGCAAGACCGUCGGCAGAUGGCUCAAGGACCGCAAAGAGAAGAAGAAAGAGGAGACUAGAGCCCAGAAUGCCCAGCUCCACGCCACUGUUUCUGUCGCCGGAGUGGCGGCUGCCAUCGCCGCAAUAGCAGCCGCCACAGCUGCCUCCUCCGGAGCCGGAAAGGACGAGCAGAUGGCGAAGACCGACAUGGCGGUCGCCUCCGCCGCCACUCUCGUCGCUGCCCAGUGCGUGGAGGCGGCCGAGGCAAUGGGCGCCGAGCGCGAACACCUCGCUUCGGUUGUCGGAUCCGCCGUCAAUGUCCGAUCCGCCGGCGAUAUCAUGACCUUGACGGCCGCCGCAGCCACAGCUCUUCGGGGGGCAGCCACAUUGAAGGCAAGGGCGUUAAAGGAAGUUUGGAAUAUAGCAGCAGUAAUUCCGGUGGAUAAGGGGAUGGGAAUUGGUGGUGGCAACGGCAGCAAUGGUAAUUCUAACAGUAGUUACAGUGGUGAGCUCGUUGCUGAAGAAAACUUCCUAGGAAUCUGCAGCAGAGAAUUACUUGCUAGAGGCUGUGAACUUCUCAAACGCACCCGAAAAGGCGAUCUUCAUUGGAAAGUUGUCUCAGUUUACAUCAACAGAAUGGGUCAGGUGAUGCUUAAGAUGAAGAGCAGACAUGUCGCUGGGACCAUCACAAAAAAGAAAAAGAACGUGGUGUUGGAGGUCUGUAAAGAUAUGCCAGCUUGGCCUGGCCGCCACCUACUGGAGGGCGGGGAGCACCGGCGAUACUUCGGACUGAAGACGAUACAGCGGGGAGUUAUAGAGUUUGAGUGCAGGAACCAGAGGGAGUAUGAUAUAUGGACUCACGGUGUUUCCCGGCUCCUCACCGUUGCUGGAGAAAGAAACAACAGACAUAGAGUUUGAGAUUUCUCAAGCGAAGAAAUGAGUGGGGUACAAACUGGAUAAAAACAUUGGGGAAAGGUUUUCUGGCGCUUUGAACUUACCAGAUGUUGUAUAAUUUGGUGGGGCAGUGUUUUUUCUUUUGUUUUUUGGGUUUCUACUGUAUAAAGCAGAAAUUAAAGAUAAGUUAUCCAAAUGGGUUUCUUUAAUUUUGAUGAGAA
Molecule: messenger RNA, 1755 nt
Organism: Vitis vinifera (wine grape)
Lineage: Eukaryota; Viridiplantae; Streptophyta; Magnoliopsida; Vitales; Vitaceae
Product: VAN3-binding protein
Exons: 7
Coding region: 398-1558 (386 amino acids)
Biological process (GO): auxin-activated signaling pathway; leaf vascular tissue pattern formation; phloem or xylem histogenesis
Source: RefSeq, a predicted model, not a curated record